This is a messenger RNA of Lutzomyia longipalpis, 5482 nucleotides long. It is a transcript of the gene rho-5, whose product is annotated as inactive rhomboid protein 1. Gene Ontology annotation, biological process: regulation of protein secretion; regulation of epidermal growth factor receptor signaling pathway. The transcript has 6 exons. The coding region runs from base 740 to 4678 and encodes 1312 amino acids. The record is from RefSeq and is a predicted model, not a curated record. Gene Ontology annotation, molecular function: serine-type endopeptidase activity. Lineage: Eukaryota; Metazoa; Arthropoda; Insecta; Diptera; Psychodidae. Gene Ontology annotation, cellular component: endoplasmic reticulum membrane.
CUGCUCCUUUUUAUAAAAUAUUCCCAAAUUCACCCACACUGCUACCCAUACAGUUUACUCCUGCGCCACAGAAGAUUCUUUGAGGGAUCCUUUAACAUCAGCAGGAGGGCAACAUUGAUGAAACAGGACAUGCGCGCGCAUGAAAAAUUUUACAUUUCACUUUUCUUUGGGCAGAAAAAAGUUUUCUUUUCCCCCAAAACACGGGAAAAAUUUUCUUUUUGUGGCAAAGACAAACUUGGUGAAAAUUCAUGCAAAAUAGUGAAGAGUUCGGGGCAUAGUGCAAGAGGUCACGAGAAGUGCAUACCACAGUGGGAGAAGGAAUCAUUUUUGGGGGGUGAAAGAAAAACUGUUGGGGUGAGCUUUGUAUGUCCAUUGUAUCAGCAACAAGAAAAGCACAGAGAGUUGGAUUUUCACAGGAGGAAAAGUCUGUCUCAGAGGACACUAUGAGCAUCCACUGAUACACAAGGGUAAUCGUGAGCACUGCCGCUGUGGAAUUGUGAUAGAAAUUGGGGGUGAAAGGUGCUUGUGAGGUGGUGGAAUUUCCACUCCUUGUUCGUCAUCACACAGGAGGAUAAAAUCGAUUUUUCUGCACCAUCACGGAAAAUUCAUUCUGUGCGUGAAAACGGCCACACCGUAGCGCCUAAACGGAGGAAUCUGCUGUGUGUAAAAGGGGGCACAGCGUUGUGGGAGAUUUUAAGUGAAAUUGGAAAAGUGUUCGGGGAGGGAAAAGGCAUUGUGGAUGUCGUCUGACGACGGAAGUGACUACCACAAGCAUCCACAGUCACUAAAAUCCACCAGCUCAUCUUCUGCCACUGCAUCCGCACACCCAGACAGCCUCAUCGUGUCUCACAAUGGUGGCAUGUGCGUCAGUGUGGGCUGCAACACCACAAUCAAUCGCCGGAAGGGCUCCACCACAUCCCAUGGUGGAGCCCACUUCCAGCUCGCCCCACCUGGGCAUUCCAGCCUGAAGGAUCGAGACACACAAGAUGCCACGUACGGGAACAUUGUGUCGCCCAGUCGAUACAUUCCUCCGGAUCAGUAUCAGCUGACAGCCCGGAUUGCAGCAACAGCUCCACCACCGGAACGCUUCUCGGAUGACAUCGUGACGUGCUGCCUGCCACCACCAUCGCCGGCUCCCAAUAGUGAUCGUUUCGUCAUGGGCUUACCAUCGCCAUCGCCAUCUUCAACGGGAGGCUAUGGGGAGCAUGGUGGGACACGCUACUCAGUCCACCAUCGCACCCUGUCGCCCAAUUCGCGCUAUCGGGCCUCGUACAGUGACCGCUUCCGCGAUGUGUCGCCAAAGUGUGAUCGCUUUGUGCCGCCACCCACUGCCCACUAUCUCGCCAACAGCACGCCACUCGCCUCCACGGAUAACUACAGUUACCUCACGUCCACGGUCCACACGCCCGUGAAGCGAUACGUUCCAACACCGCCUCCUCCAACAGCCGACGUGUACAGCGACUCAUCCGUGUCUGGGGUUUCAUCAGCCAGCAGCAAUGCCCUCUGCCCAGUUGGCUACUCCCUACCCCCUCCUGCUGCUCAGCCACCAAAUGGAAAUGCCGGUGGUGGUGGGACGUUGCGCAACAACGUCCCAUACAGGCUGCGUCUCAAGUGCUGCCUCAAUGAGCAUCAAAUGGCAGCUGUGGGUGCCAAUGGGGUGGCCGAUCACUACGCCACCCCACCGCGUGUGCGACCCAUUAAAUGCCCCGCAGCACCCCCGUGCUCAGUCACACCCACCCCACGCACAGGGCACGAUUACAUGCCACGUACCCCGAGUGUGGAGUACAUGGGCCCAAAUGCAGCACGUGUCGUGACUCCCGUGAGUGUGAUGAGUGAGCCAGGGAGUGCCAGUGCUACGUGCACUCACUGCAACACAAUGCGACGCACAACUGGGGUGCAUCAGACAACACAGACCACGGGUCCCAUUAGUCCGGUACCGCCAUCGCUGCCCGUUUCUUCCGCAGAAUCCUCCCAUUCGGAACUCAGUGCUGCUGGGGACUCCACAUCACCACCCAGUCCACCGUCAACGGCAUCUCUUGCCUCAAUGUCACUACUGCCACAGUCGUCUGCGCCAACAGCUGCUGCCACACCCUCAGCUUCCGUUUCCCAGGCUCCCAUUUCGCCAGUCCCGUCGCUUCUCAAUCAACAGCAGCAGCCAACUCUCUCAUCUGCCGAUGAUCUCUCAUCCCCAGCUUCUUCCCAAAAGCAACCACCGCAGCUUCCGCCCCAGGAUCGUGGCAAUCAGGGCAUGCUCAACAAUCGCUCGUUGGUGCUACAUCAUGGCUCCACGCUCACCCUCCAGCGUGGCACAUUGCGUCAUCCUCACAUGCAGCAGAUGCGCAUCUCACGGAAGCAACGCGUGAAGAACUACAUCCGCCACGAAUUGGCCAAAUUCUUCGGGGUGGACACAGUUGAUGAGGAGCACGAGCGCAUUAAGUGGUCAGAGCGUCAGAAGCGUCUAGCGCUGAGACGUUUUGGGCCGUUGAAUGACAAUGCCGAAGGUGGGGGCUUUGCAGCUGGUGAGAGGCGGGAACAGCAUGGAGAUCGUCCGGAUAUUUUGCCGGCUCAGACGUCGGAGGAGUUGAGUGUGCGUCACCUCAAUGCAGACAGGCGGGCAACUGGGGAGGCUAUUGAGAGAAAGGCAUCUGUGGCUAAGAUGGCUUGGCAGGGAAUUUCGUACAUCAUCCAUGCGCUGAGCAAGAAGAAUCCCCGAUCAACAUUCCAGUGGUCCAGAAGUUUCGCCCCGUUGCACUGCACAAGUCAGGAGGAUCUCAAUAGUGACAUGUGCGAGGGGUUAUCUCCCCUGCAGGAGGAUGAGGUCUUCUUUGAUUCCCCCUCAACUCCGGGAGCUCCUCCUGCUGGGGGUGGAAGUGUUGCAGCUGCAGCUCGGCAGGCUCAGGGUGGGCAGAUGAUGGACAAUGCAAGGCCAAUCUACAUGGGAGAACGCGUGCAUGGAUGGCGAACAAAGUCAACGGAAUCCCAGCUAAUGGGGCAGCGCAGUCGUGGCCAGAGAAUUUCAUCGCAGUGUCUCGAUGGCGUUGUGGAUAAUUCCCGGUUUGAACUUCUUGCAUUGGUAAAGAACUCCUGGACUUGCCUUAUGUUUCUUUUUGUCUCUUUCAGCCGCCCUCUGACGCAUUCCCUGAAGCUCCUUCGUCCGCAUGAGCUAGAUGAUCGCCAUGAUUACAGACCAUUCUUCACGUACUGGAUCAACACCGUACAGAUCCUCGUGCUGAUUAUCUCACUCAUUUGCUACGGCAUUGGACCCAUUGGCAUUGGGAUGGAGCAGAAGUCCGGGCAAGUGCUCGUGACGAGCUUAUCGUUGCAGCAGGUGCAGCAUCAGGAGCAACGGAAUGUGUGGAUUGGGCUACGGAAUGAUGAUCUUGUGCAUUUGGGCGCCAAAUUUGCCGCCUGUAUGCGGCGUGAUAAGAAAAUCCUGGAGGUGAUGUCGAAGACACGCCGGCAGGAGCGUGAGACAGCGUGUUGCAUUCGAAACGACGACUCCGGAUGUGUUCAGAGCUCUCAGGCGGAUUGCAGUAUACGCGGACUCUGGCCAACAAAGUCCAUUUCAACGUGGAAAAAAUGGUCGCCAGGCGAUUCGGGACCCGGCGGAAGGAUCAGCGGCUCCGUGUGUGGCCUAGAUCCGAAGUAUUGCGACGCUCCGGCUUCCAUUGCGCCCUACGAGUGGCCCGAUGACAUCACCAAGUGGCCAAUUUGUCGCAAAACAAAUGCUUUCUCCCAGCGUUUCCGCUUCAAGGAUCACACGGCUGAGCACAUGGUGUGCGAAGUGAUUGGGCAUCCGUGCUGCACGGGCGUGUACGGGGAAUGCAGGAUCACAACGCGUGAGUACUGUGACUUUGUCAAUGGCUACUUCCACGAGGAGGCAAGCCUGUGCAGUCAAGUCAGCUGCCUCAAUGAUGUCUGUGGCAUGUUCCCAUUUAUGGCGCCCAAUUUCCCCGAUCAAUUCUAUCGCUUAUUCACGUCACUCUGCCUGCACGCCGGUGUGCUCCAUCUCGUCAUCACCGUUGCCUUCCAACACGUUUUCCUCGCCGAUCUCGAGCGGCUUCUCGGUCCCAUACGCACCGCUGUGCUGUACAUUUGCUCCGGCAUUGCUGGCAAUCUCACCAGUGCCAUCUUUGUGCCCUACAAGCCAGAGGUGGGUCCUUUGGCAUCCCUCGCGGGGACGAUAUCUUCGUUGUCAGUGCUACUCUUGCUCAUACAUUGGAAGCAACUGAAGAAGCCACAUUUAGCCCUAGUAAAAUUGUUAAUUAUCAUUGGCACGUUGUUUGGCAUUGGGACACUUCCGUGGCAGCAAAAUUUCGCCGGUCUCAUAGCGGGGAUCAUCUCAGGAAUGGCGCUGACUGUGGCACUCGUUCCUUUUGUUAGUCUCACCAAAUACGGACGCAAGAGUAAAAUUAAUCUCGUGUGGUCAAUAAUGUUGUUCUAUUUGGCCACCUAUGUGGCGAUGUUUGUCAUUUUCUACCUGUUCCCGUCAGCCUUCACCAAUCUCGGCUUCGGCGACGUGAUCAACGGUGGGACCAGUUUCGGGGGAAUCAACAAUAUGCACGGGAACGGCGUGGGUGGGGCUCCGGGGGGCGCCAGCACACCCACAUCCGGCACUUCCGGAACUGGUGGCAGCGUCAACGGUGGCACCAAGCAGAUGCUCGUGGGGCAUGCAUGAAAGUAUUUUCACGGAGUUGCCACACUCCGUCGGAACUUCCGGUGAGCGAAAGAAACCUUUUUUUGUCGUGAUGGUGGUGGUCGAUACACAUUAAUAAUUUAAAGAAGAUAAAAAAUGAAAUGAAGAAGAAACUUAAUUAUAAAAAAAAUUAUAUUGACAGAAAUGGAAGAGAAGUGUGGAGGAAGAAGAAAAUAAUUAUGUAUUCGUGAAAUCAAUAAUUAAAUGAAAAAAAUAAUUAAUUUAAAAAGAAAGAAUAUCUAUAAUGAUUAUCGCGCACUUGAAGAGUUUCUCAAUACUCCCUCUUCCACCCCCGAUGUCACUUGAAACAGGUACGGGGUGGAGUUUUUUCCUCUCUCUCCUAUUUUGCCGGAAGGUUAAUUUGUUAAUUUAAAUAUUUAAUUAUUUUGCACUAAAUGAAUGAUUUUUUAAUUGCAAAAUUAAUUAUAAAAGUAAUAUUUAUUAAUUUUGAUUUAAUUAAUUGACAAAAUGAUAAAUGAAAAUUAUUGUUAAAGUAAUAAAACAAAUUGAUGAUGAAGAAUUUAAGAAAAAAAAGAAUGAAAAGCUUAGGAAAACGAAAUUUUUUGUUAAAUGUAAAAAAUCACGUAAAUUGAUGGAAUUUUCGCAAAGAAAAAAUUAUUUGGGACGUCUAUGUAAAAGCUCUCUGUAGCAUUAUGUUCAAAACUUAUAUUAAUUUUAGUUAAUUCAGGACAAUUUGCAAGAAGGAAGCAGUGAAAAUAUUCUUUUAAAAAUGAGACAAAAAAAUGUUGAAAUAUUUAAAUAAAAACGUGGAAAUAUGACUGAAAA